This is a messenger RNA of Clarias gariepinus (North African catfish), 943 nucleotides long. It is a transcript of the gene dut, whose product is annotated as deoxyuridine triphosphatase. The transcript is spliced from 7 exons. Gene Ontology annotation, biological process: dUMP biosynthetic process; dUTP catabolic process. The record is from RefSeq and is a predicted model, not a curated record. Gene Ontology annotation, molecular function: magnesium ion binding; dUTP diphosphatase activity. The coding region runs from base 125 to 739 and encodes 204 amino acids. NCBI's taxonomy places the organism in Eukaryota, Metazoa, Chordata, Actinopteri, Siluriformes, Clariidae.
AGUCUGAACGCAGCAGCCGAGCAGUGCGCAGCUUGAGUGUAUAAUUACAUUAAUCCACAGAGCUGUGUGUGAGAGGAACGCGCUGGCUUUCUGUCUGCAGGACACACUGAGGGGACAUGUGCGGAUGAAGACUUUAAUCGGCAUGUUGUGUUUCUGUGUCAAGUCUGUGCUGUACCGCGGACACAGGCUAGCGUUAGCACCGAGGAGAUGCUGCUCUUCCCUCAGAAACGGCAGAAUGCCGUGCUCAGGAGCGACAGACGGAGCCGCAGUGUCCCCUGUGAAGAAGAGCAGGACUGAGGAGCUGAAUGGAGGCAUCGUGCUAAAGUUCGCUAAACUGUCCGAGCAUGCUACUGCCCCGAGCCGAGGCUCUGCUAAAGCCGCGGGGUACGACCUGUACAGUGCAUAUGAUUACUCGAUCGCACCGAUGGACAAGGCCAUAGUAAAGACGGACAUCCAGAUCGCCGUUCCUGCAGGGUGUUACGGCCGAGUCGCUCCUCGCUCUGGUCUGGCGGCAAAGCACUUUAUCGAUGUUGGAGCGGGUGUGGUCGAUGAGGACUACAGAGGGAACGUCGGGGUCGUCCUCUUCAACUUUGGCAAGGAGACGUUUGAAGUGAGGAAGGGAGACAGAGUGGCUCAGCUAGUGUGUGAGAGGAUCUGCUACCCUGACCUGCAGGAGCUGGCGACGCUGGAUGAGACUGAGAGAGGUGCUGGGGGAUUCGGCUCCACUGGGCGGAGCUAAAAAUGUUGGUUUUAUUUAAAUAAAUGUUUAAAAAAAAAAAACAGCUUUGUAUUUCAAAUGUUUUCUGCAUAAUUAUGAGUUUGUGCUGAUGUAGUACAGUGUUGGACCACCAAAUGGUGCUAUUAUAUUCAUUCAGUUACUGUAAUGUUAAUGAUUUAAGUUUUUUUUGUUUAGGAUUUAAGAAUAAAACUUGGUGUUUAUAAA